Molecule: messenger RNA, 2975 nt
Organism: Labrus mixtus (cuckoo wrasse)
Lineage: Eukaryota; Metazoa; Chordata; Actinopteri; Labriformes; Labridae
Product: G-protein coupled receptor 55
Exons: 3
Coding region: 1-981 (326 amino acids)
Biological process (GO): positive regulation of Rho protein signal transduction; phospholipase C-activating G protein-coupled receptor signaling pathway
Cellular component (GO): membrane
Molecular function (GO): G protein-coupled receptor activity
Source: RefSeq, a predicted model, not a curated record
AUGUUCGGUCGUCGAGAGAUAGACUGGCAUCCCCGAGCAGCAACAAUGACAAACAACUGUUCAUUUGAAGGUGUGGAUCAAUUGAUGACAUAUUUGGAGCUGGUCUUUUACAUCCCCAUUUUCAUUUUCGGGUUGAUUCUAAAUGUUGUGGCUCUUUUUGUGUUCUGCAUCGUUCUGCGGAAAUGGGCCGAGUCAACUAUUUACAUGACCAGCCUGGCUCUGAUGGACCUGCUCCUUCUCUUCCCUCUUCCCUUCAAAAUUCAUGCCACAAACCACCGCUGGCCUGCAAACCUUUAUCCCCUCUGUUCAGUUUUGGAAAUUCUGUAUUUUGUUGGGAUAUACGGCAGCAUCUACACCAUCAUGUGUAUAGCUGUGGACCGGUGGGUGGCUAUCUGUCAUCCGUUCAAAGCCAAGCAACUGCGUUCGCCCAGAGCCGCCCUGGGGACCUGCAUUGGGGUUUGGAUGCUGGUGCUGGCCGUGAUCUCUCCCACCAUUUAUCGCUUUAGGGAGGCUGGGCAGGCAGACUUCCACUGCUUCCACCAGUUUUCAGAGAACGGCUGGAGCCCCUCAGUGAUCAUCAGUCUGCAGGUAUUUGGGUUCCUGCUGCCGGCUCUGGUGGUGGUUAACUGUUCAGUUCAGACCAUUUGGGCUCUAAAGAAGUCUGGAAAGCAGAGCCCAAAAAGUCAGGCCUGUGUGAAGAUCAUCUACAGCAGCCUGAGUGCCUUUCUGCUGCCCUUCACCCCAAGCCAUCUGGCCAUCCUCCUCCAGUUCCUGGUGCACCAAGGAGUGAUCGAGGACUGUGAAAACAAGAUCAGGAUCAGCCUCUUCAUACAGACAGCCAUGUGCCUGUCCAACAUCACCUGCUGUCUGGACGCUCUGUGCUACUACUUCAUCGCUCAUGAGGUAAGGAGCACCAAACACCCCUUCAGGCUGCCGAUGAUCAGCCAAAGAAGAGCCACCUUCAGCACCUCAGAGGUCUGAACCCCAGACAAUGACAGUUCAAGAGAAACAAAAAUCGUCUCCAGAGGACUGAUGAAAAAAAAGAGCAUGUAUUGUUGUGUAAAUGAGUUUUUUUACUUAAAAUAAAGGAUGGAAAGAAGCAGGUCGGCGGGCAACCUUAAUGAACCACAAUACUGAGAGUUACACAGAAAUGCAGUUCAGGGGCGAGGUCAAACGAGCACGGAGACAGGAUUUGGUCUAGUGACAGGAAGCCAGUUGUAGCUCUAACACCAGAAGGCUGUAGGUCGUAGGUCGUGAAAAGAAAUCUACCAACAAGCAACCGUGCAUCUUAUGUUCAAAGUGAUUUAAGGACGAGAUUGUUCAAAGCCCAUUCAACCCAACACACAGACGUUGAACUGAUACAGGCUCACACCCAUCUCAUUGCAGAGCUUUGUUGUCCACUGUGUGUGCUUUUAGAAGCCAAAGACAUGUAGCAGGCAUUAAUAAAAAGACAACAACAUUUAAGAUCAGGGCAGACACCUUAUGGAUGAAUUAAACUGGAAAGAUACAACAGCUGAAUUGAGAAACGUCUACAAAAUCUAAGAAGUACGUAAUUUAUGUAUACAUAUCCUGAUAUAAUAACAUUCAUAUUUAUAUAGAAAGCUCAACUUGAAACAUGAAUAGUUCAAUAUAAGCAAAUUAAGUCAGUUUGAACAUUUGAUCAAUUAAAGCAUUUAGUUCAAUAUUUGUAGAAAUCCGGAUAUGUAAGUCUCGUUAAGAAUCACAUGUGAGUUUGCAACACAGGAACAUUAUCAAUUAUUAUCAAAAAAAUAUUAUCUUAUAUCUUAAUGAAGAAAAUACAUUUUUAGGAAGUAAAAAAAAUAUGCUUAGUUCAAUUCAAUUCCAAAAAGUUGUCGUCACACCACAAAAUAAAAUCAGGGAGAGCUGUCCCAUGGUCCGACACUGGACCCUGGAGGAGAGACAACAAGGCUGUGUCAUCAGACAAUUUUACCAGGUAGCUGCCCUCCUGAGAGCUCCUGCAAGCAUCAGUAUACAUAAUGAAGAGGAGGGGGGAAAGGACACACCCUUGUGGUGAGCCAGUGGAAAUGGUUAAGGAGUCAGAUAAAUGGCCAUUUACAGACACCCUCUGAGUUCUGUCAGUCAGAAAGUCCAUCAUCCACAGCACAAGCUGAUGAGGCAGUUUAAAAUCACAGAUCAUUCUUUCUAUUAAAAGGUGAGGCUGCAUGGUAUUAAAAGCUGAAGAAAAAUCAGCAAACAAGAACCAAGCAUGAGCUUGUGGCUUUUCUAAAUGUUUAUACAAACUAUUCAAGAUAACAAGUUUUGCAUCCUCCACACCUCUCCCUGCCUGGUAGGCAAACUGAAGUGGAUCAAGGUUAUCCUCCACUGUUGAGAGAACAAGGUUCUUUACCAUUUUUUCAAAGGUCUUCAUAAUUAAUGAGGUAAAUGCAACCGGUCUAAAAUGAUUUAGUUGCCUCGGACUAGUGAUCUUUGGAAUAGGCACCACUGUGGAAGAUUUCCAGAUGGCAGGAAUAAAGUGACAGUCCAAUGACAACUGGAAGAUGUGGUGGAGAACACUGCUAAGCUGGUCAGCACAAUAACAUAAUGUGCGUCCACAAACUUGAUCUGGACCGGGGGCCUUCCUCAUGUUAAUGUUUUGAAGAUGAACUCUUACACAUUCUUCAGAUAUGACAAUAUUGCCUUUCCGAAAGGAGAGAUUCUUUGAGGAGGGGCUUAUUUGCAGAAAAAUCCUGUGUAUCAAAACGGCAGAAGAAGUCGUUAAGAACAUCUGGAAGGUCUACAUCAUUUAUUCCUUCAAUUUUAAAAGGUUUCUUGUCAGUGUCACUGAUUUCCUGAUUUAAAGAGGACAUAGACUUUAAAUCUGCUCGCAGAUCACAGGAGUUUGUUAACAGGAGGACGUCGGCGUGCUGUGUAAAUGCUGUCAAAGCUAAACAUACUGUAAAGUUAUGCCUGAGCACAUGAAGCUGCUCUGUCUUAUUUUGCUAAUGUUACCUUGU